AAAGAGAUGAUUCCCUACGAAGAGGCGGAGACUAGAGAGAGAGAGAGAGAGCCUCUUCGCACCUCAGCCUACAGAAAAAGAGAAACAGCGGAGUACAGACUGUAAAUAAUUAACGGUGGCGUGAGGAGUAACUGCUGCACGCACCUUCACAGGGAGAGAUCCGCCAAAAAACAAAAAAGAUCUCGAAGGAAUGAAUGGGAGUGCGUGGAAUGUGUGUUUAAACAGAGCCUUGAUUCCUCCGUAGCCGAUUGGUGGCUUGUGAAGUCCUGCUGAGGAAUGCUUCGCUGAUUGGGCGAAUGGCGCCCACCUUCGCGUCAAGCGCCCUCCUACCCAAGUGAAUUGCGAGCAACCGUGUAGCCUCGAGGUCGGGAGCUGUUUAGGAUGCAGAGUGGGGCGGGAAGGAGAAAGAACAGACGAGCCAGCCAAGCUUAGCAGGAAUGAGGGGAGAGUUAUAUUUCCUUGGAAUGAAAAAUCCUGCUUCCUACAGCAGUGUCCCGGAUGAUGUGGGACAUUUCUUAUACUAUUCUGUAGACCGAGAAAAAGAUGUUGAGAAGUCUUUAGUAGAAGAAGAAAUAACUGAUGUCAAUGACCUUCCGAACUCCCUCUUUGCUUGUAAUGUCCAUCAGUCUGUGUUUGAAAAGGAGGACACUAAGGAGAAAUUUGAGGGCUUGUUCCGUGCUUAUGAUGACUGUGUGACAUUUCAGCUGUUUAAGAGUUUUCGGCGUGUGCGGAUAAACUUUAGCAAUCCCAAAUCAGCUGCUCGUGCCAGAAUAGAACUUCAUGAAACACAGUUCCGAGGGAAGAAGUUAAAACUGUACUUUGCACAGGUCCAGUCCUCUGAGAUCGAUGGGGACAAGCUUCAUUUGGCUCCUCCCCAGCCAGCAAAGCAGUUGCUCAUCUCGCCUCCAGCUUCCCCUCCUGUCGGUUGGCAGCCAAUACAUGAUGCAACACCUGUCAUCAAUUAUGACCUCCUUUAUGCAGUUUCUAAACUGGAACCAGGUGAGAAAUACGAACUGCAUGCAGGUACUGAGUCCACCCCAAGUGUAGUGGUGCACGUCUGUGACAACGAUACAGAGGAAGAAGAUGGCCCAAAUAAUUCACCCAAACCAAAAAUCAUUCAGACUCGACGUCCUGGUCUGCCGCCUCCUGUAUCAAACUAGUUUCCUUCAACAAGAACAUCUCUUCUUUCACCUACUGCUUUCUUCGUCUCUAUUUUCAUUUGUCUAUAUAUAUUUUUUUGUUGGCUUACUUUCUUUGCUCAAGGGCAAACCAUUGUCUUGUGAGUACCUUAUUGUAGCUUAUUGGAAUAUUCUCUUUGCUGCAAUGAAGCCUAACUAACUAAAGGGCUACGAAAAUGUUCUUUGCAUAAAUAAUCAUAUCACACAUGCAGAGCUGUUGCUAUCUGUCAAAUUUAGACAAGAGGCGGAGAGAAGAGUUGAUUAGCAGCGUUUUUCACCACUCCGUUUAAUGUUAAGAAACUUUUCAGUGUCAUUCAGGAAACAGCAGUAAAUCCAUACCAUGACUAGUCCUUCAAAUCAGCAGAGUAGAAUUCCGUUUGGCGUUUCUUUUCAUGCACGAUCCCUUGGUCCAGUUAUCCCAAAUAUUUCUCUUUAACCCUUUCUCCUCUUGUUGAAUUGCAUGAGGCCAUAGCUCGGAGACCUUUUCCUUGCUUAACCAGCUGCUUCACAAGCGGAUAACAAAAUCCCCCCACAACUUGAGGUAUUAGCAGGAAGGAACAACAACCCAUUCCCUCCUUAGUCCUACUGGAAUGCCUAAGCCACUUAUUUGGGGUCUGAGAUGGGAAAGGCCAUAGCUCAGCAUACACAUGUUUAGCAUGUACAAGGUCCCAUGUUCAGAUCUUAUGCCCCUCCCUGACAUCUCCAGUUAAAAGGAACUUUGGUAGCAGGGCUGGGAAAAGGGCAGUGGAGAGCCACUGUCAGCCAGUGCCAACUACGCUAGAAUAUGGAUAUGACGAAUAUUUAUAUACCGCUUUUCAAUAAAGUUCCCAAAGUGGUUUACACACACACACACACACACACACACACACACACACACACACACACACACUGGCCCCCUGUCCUCAAAGGGCUCAUAAUCUAAAAAACAAGCAGAAGACAGACACCAGCAAGAGCCACUAGAGGGAUGCUGUGCUGGGGCUGGAUAGGGCCAGUUGCUCUCUCUCUGCUCAAUAAAGAGGAUCACCACUUUCACAAGGUGCCUCUUUGCUCAGGUAGCAGAGAUUUGUAGCUGGACUAAAUAUACAAAUGAUCUGACUUGGUAUCAAGCAGCAGCUCUCUAUAUUCAGAGGGUAUUGGGCUACACAGAUGUGGAGAAAGGUGUGUCUUUCAUGCCCAUGUCUCAAAAUAUGGGCAAAACAGUUCACCGCAGCUGUUUCUUGUAGGAGAAGAAAGUUUUGCCACUCUGCAAGGUAUGGAAUAUCUUUACUUUGACACAUUAAGAAUUAGAAAGGAUUGUAGAAGGUGAAGGACUGAUUUCCCAUUAUUUAUCUCCUGAGGCUUCGUAAUACCUUCAAUCAUGGGGUAAACUCCUUUUGAACAGUUGGACUGAAGGUACUAAAUAGCUGUAUUUAUCUAUUCCCAUUACCCCCCACCCCUUUAAUGUCUCUGUUUAAAAUAAAAAAAUUAGGGGCAGAUUGAGAACCAUGCAUUUCCUUUCAAGCCAGAUCAGAGAGAAGCAAGAUCACUGUUGAUCCCUUGUUUCAUUUUAGGACCUCAGUUAGGGAUACCACAAAAAUCUAUUAGGUUCCAUUUCCCAUGUGAUUAUCUCUUUUGCUGAUGCAAACAAUUAUCCAAAACCUUUCAUAUGCCUGAUUCUAUUUCAGUUGGGAGUAGGGUGUGUGUGGCUGCAUUCACAAACUUUUUCAGCAAAAAAGAGAAUAAUCCCGCAUGAGCUGACUUUGUUCAGAAAAACAGGGAUAUCUACAAUGUUUUGCGGAUUUUCUGUAGAUUUCCAAGAAUGUAUGGGGAGGUAAAACAGAAAAUUCUGUGAAAAUAAGAGGACCGAUUCCAUGCAUUGCUGGCUAUUCACAAAUGCCUGGGGCAAAGCUCCACUAAAUACAGUGGCUAACAGCCAGAGCAGUGAUCUGGGGAUGCAGCAGCUGGAUUUCCAUGCAACAAGGCUGCUCCUAACUCAUCCAGAGCCUUCCUGAGCAGCAGGGUGCACAGGCGAGGGGGAGGAGGAAUGAUUUCUACUGCUCUUCCCUGCCUCUGUAAGUGCCCUUUGCCUUCCUCCUCCCCAUGCAUACUCGCUGCUCGGGAAGACUCUAGAUAAGUUAGGAGCAGCCUCUACACAUAGGGAUGCAGCUCUGGAUUGCUCAGUAUUACUCUAGAUGUCAGCCACUGAGACUUACUUCUGAGUUAAACAUGCGUAACACUGCGCUCCACGUGUUCUGUACAUAGUUACCUUACAAUUAGUCCCUUGAAAAGGUAUCACCUGAUCUGCUACAGAACAUAUUUGUCCUCCAUAGCUUAAAGCAAAUGCUAGAGAAAUUUGGAAACCCAUUAAACGCUUGUAAUAGAGCAGAAUGUUCACUUUGUUUUGCGUGUGCACUAGAGUUAUGGAAAGGAGCGUGUCCCAUAUUCUAAAUGGCUGAGCUUGCAGAUGUUUUAUAAUGUUUCAGUUAAUGGGAAAUCUUAUUUCAGUUAAUGGGAGUAAUUCCAUAGCAAUAGUUAAGCAAAAUAUGUAGACCACAGCUGGACCGGUUUUUGAGAUUUGCAAUACUCCAUAGCUUGGUAAAAAUGGCACAAUCUUUGUGAUUCGGUUGAGAAUCACUCUUGUUUAUGCACACCCUCCAGCUUGCUUUAAAAAAAAAAAAAGUUCAUGCACAUUUUGCAGUGCUAUGCAGAUAAACUUAAACAGAGACUGUUGGUUAAUCAGAGAUUUGUUGUCAAACCAAGUGUCUUUCAGAAUGUAUAUUCAUGUGCUUUUCUUUAUUGUUUUAGAUAUAACACCACAUCUACUCCUCCUCUGUCCGAUAAUUCAGUUUCACUGAAAGGGAGGCUGUGUGGAGAGAUGUUGGGGCCAGACUGAAGGGAAAGGAAUGCAGCUGUGACUGUUUAACUCAGCUGACAAGCUUGUCCUUCCUCUGUUACUAUAUGCUAAAUGGAGGACCCAUAUUGUUUCGAUCUAAAUAAUCUUAAAAUGGGAGGAAACUGCUAUUUGGGACCAGCAUAAAAAUAGCAGGAUAUCAUUCUUGACUUGCUGUGGUCAUUCAAUGAUACUCCAUUUCUGUUCUCAUGUCUUCCCCCAUUUAAGUGUAUGUUGUGGAAUUCACACACACACAAAAGCACUUAAGAUAUGCUGAGCUUUACUCUUUUAUUAUGAAUACAUCUUCAAUGGAGAAACACAUAAGCACAUCUGAUCUGUAUUGUAGAAGAGUUGAGCUGUGGGUGUGGUGGGGCCACUUGGUUUCAUUGUCAAAAAGCAUAGCAACCCCAAACUAUGAGAUAUUGGGUGGCUUCAAAGGGUGUUCCCCCCACCCCACCCCCAGGUGUACACUGGCUGACAUCCAUUCUAAGUUACUCGGUAGUAAUACUCAGGAGUUACUCUAAAGGACCACUUAAGGUCAAUAGGACUGCUCUGUUCUAUUGAUUUUUAGGCUGGAUGUUAGCCACUAGCUGACUUCCUAACUAAGUGUGUGCAUAAGGAGGGACUAAGAUUAUUAUACUAGGCAGUAUAUAAAUUAAGUAAGUAAGUAUGUGGGGAUAUCAUGUGCGCCUAUGCACAACUCCCCGACUGCAACACUGUUGCACAAGUGGGUGAAACUACCCCACUCUGCUGAGAAAAAUAAAUCUGAUGUUAUCAAACCAUUUUUCUAGUAACAAUGUACCUAUUCCUUAACCAAGGAGGAAGUGGUAACAGUAGAUAUCUGCAUUCCAAAUUUAGCAGUUGUGGCUUCUCCAAAGUAGUCUGGGACUGUGUUUUGGUUAGAGAAUGCUGAGAAUUCUCUCUCAAGGAUCCUUAACACAGAUCCCCUCCGAACUGCAGUCCUGGUGAUUUUGUAGAAAUGAGGCACUGGCAGUUAUGCCUGUAGUGUAGCCUCCAACAAAAUAUUUUCUAAGAGUCUCCAGCAAUAAGUUCUUGCACUGUAUUUCAGUUUUGAUCUAUGUCAGAAGCAGUUUGCUUUCUAAUGAUCAGCCAACAUCUAAUGAUGAUACAUGACUAUAACACAGCACAGUUUGGCCCAACUUUCCUUGGUGGGUUUUUUUAAUUGGUAGGUGGAGCACUUGGUCUGGUAUUCCAGUAAUGAAAUGGCACCCUCUAGUGCUAUAGUGUUCACUGCUUUGGCUGGAAAUUAAGAAACCAACUGAUAACAGAAGAGAGAUAACUUUGCAGCUCACUUACCCAACAUUAGCCUCACAUACUUCGUAGAACUUAAACUGCUAAUUACUUUAGGCAUAGCAAGUCAGCAAACAGUUACUUUUAAAACCAUCUCCUUAAACUGAACAGGAGCAGUUCACAGAUUUCAGUGAACAUGCAAUGCCUUUUAAGGAUCUAUUAGUAUAGAUUCCUGAGAAAUCUGUUGAUUUCAGUGGGAGUCUUAGCACAUUGAUCUUACAUUGCAAUGUGGAUAUUCCUGGCUGGCUUUUUUUUUUUUUUUACAAGCUAGCUGAUUAAAAUUGUACAGUUAUUAGCAUAAUAAGAUUCUCUUUGUUGAUAUAUGUACAUUAGGACCGAUGACAACUCUCAUUUCAACUCAUCUAUGUGAAAAGUGAAUGAUGUGGGUUAACUUUUUUUUAUUAACCCUCCUACAUGACCUGCAGGCAAAUUACCACCCUGUAUUUUCACAUUUUGUUUUGAUUCAGUAAUGGUUUUCAACAGGCGGUGUUGGGGUGAGGGUGUGUGAUGAGAUAGGGACGACUUCUUUUUUGGUAGAAAUUGUUAACCAGUGACAUAAUUUUGCAAGAUGUGGUUUAUAGUGACAUGUCAAGGCACUAUGAGUUAGUUUUGCAGCAAUGUUUCCAUUUUGCACCUUAUAAAAUUUAUAUUUAGUAAUACAGUAUUUUAUAGAAGUAUUGAGUUUGGCUGAUUCCACUUUUGCACUUGUAUAACUCAGAUUUUAGUUUUUAAAAAUAAAUAUGGGAAAAUAUACUGUC
This is a messenger RNA of Hemicordylus capensis (graceful crag lizard), 6116 nucleotides long. It is a transcript of the gene RCAN2, whose product is annotated as regulator of calcineurin 2. The coding region runs from base 438 to 1160 and encodes 240 amino acids. Gene Ontology annotation, molecular function: calcium-dependent protein serine/threonine phosphatase regulator activity; nucleic acid binding. The transcript has 5 exons. Gene Ontology annotation, cellular component: cytoplasm; nucleus. Gene Ontology annotation, biological process: calcium-mediated signaling. NCBI's taxonomy places the organism in Eukaryota, Metazoa, Chordata, Lepidosauria, Squamata, Cordylidae. The record is from RefSeq and is a predicted model, not a curated record.